Messenger RNA from Pistacia vera, 1140 nucleotides. RefSeq names its product membrane-anchored ubiquitin-fold protein 4. The coding region runs from base 345 to 701 and encodes 118 amino acids. The record is from RefSeq and is a predicted model, not a curated record. Gene Ontology annotation, molecular function: protein binding. The transcript is spliced from 4 exons. NCBI's taxonomy places the organism in Eukaryota, Viridiplantae, Streptophyta, Magnoliopsida, Sapindales, Anacardiaceae.
GAUUAACUAUUUGGUGGUUGGUUUGUUAGUUGGUUGUAGGUGGUAUUUGAGUUGAAUUGGUGGUUGUUCAGUAUCCCGUUUUCUUUGCUUAAGUUUUAACUUAAAGUCGUCGGUUUGAGAUUGUGGUUUCUACUUAGUUUGUCGCGUUUUAUUUGAACCAAACAGUCUAUUGUUUUCUCUAAUUUGGAGUUCGUUGGUGAAUUUCCUGAUUAGUGAAGAAGUGUUUUGAUUUUGGUUGAAUUGAAUAGGGAUUCUUGUGGUGGAUUGUUUGCUGAUUCUUUUGAAGUGAAAGGUCGUGGACAGGGUUCUUGUUGAGGGUUUUGUAUUGGUAGUAAAGUGGUGAAAUGCCGGAGGACGACCUGUUGGAGCUGAAGUUUCGGUUGUAUGAUGGAUCCGAUAUUGGUCCAUUUCGUUAUUCGCCAACCUCGACAGUGGCCAUGCUGAAAGAAAGAAUAUUUUCAGAGUGGCCAAAAGACAAGAAGUUUGUACCCAAGGCAGCCAAUGAUAUCAAGUUAAUUAAUGCCGGAAAAAUUUUGGAAAACAAUAAGACUGUUGGCCAGUGUAGAGCACCGUUCGGUGACCUUCCAAAAGGGACUAUCACGAUGCAUGUUGUUGUGCAGCCACCCUUAACAAAAGCAAAAACCGAAAAGAAAGUGGAUGAAGCCCCAAAGAAACAUCUUUGCUCAUGUUCCAUAUUGUAAGAGAGUUGCUGUUUAUUAAGGGCCAAGCUUUUGAGGUGACCUUGGGAUUUUCUGGGAUCGCCUUGGCCACGGAAAUGAGUAGCUGGAAACACAAUAAUUUGUAAAACAAUGUCAUCCCUUGUCGUUAUGUGUUUGUCCAAGGGCAUUCCUGUGUAACAGUGCAUGAUGGUGAUCAUGUAUUUGCGUUUUGUAAAGUGGGUGUUUGAUGUAUUUGGUAGCUGUAAUUCAUUUUUUAUUUUUAUUUUACAAGGCUUUUGAGUACGAUAUUCAGAAGGGUUUGUUGCAGUGUUUAUUGUAAGUUCUGAUCUGCCCAUACCAUGUUGACAAAAACAUUUUCUAAAUGGUACAAUCUUCUGGCAAAUAUGCCAUGGUGCUUCUUCGAAUGUGGAUUGAAGAUCCAUUAGACUUAAUUUGUAAAACAAAAAAGUUACUAUUGGUU